Molecule: messenger RNA, 5926 nt
Organism: Girardinichthys multiradiatus
Lineage: Eukaryota; Metazoa; Chordata; Actinopteri; Cyprinodontiformes; Goodeidae
Gene: zbtb16b
Product: zinc finger and BTB domain containing 16b
Exons: 8
Coding region: 177-2201 (674 amino acids)
Biological process (GO): regulation of transcription by RNA polymerase II
Cellular component (GO): nucleus
Molecular function (GO): RNA polymerase II cis-regulatory region sequence-specific DNA binding; DNA-binding transcription factor activity, RNA polymerase II-specific; protein binding
Source: RefSeq, a predicted model, not a curated record
GCUGAAUUUGGAGCGGGUACUGUGAAAUGUGUAAGCAUGAUGUUGCCUGGAUAAUCAGCGGAGGACUUUAGAAGACAAGAGAGCUACAACCAGCUGAAGGCGAGAGAAGAAGGCAGGACAGCCACACCUCAUGCGUGGGCUAAGCAAAGGCCCGAGUGGAUACGGCUCUGACAAACAUGGGUGUUCUCCAGCUCAACAAUCCCAGUCACUCCAGCACGCUUCUGCAGCGGGCCAACCAGAUGCGUCUGACCGGCACCUUGUGUGACGUAAUCAUCACGGUGGACGGCCAGGAGUUUCCUGCACAUCGCACUGUCCUGGCCUGCACCAGCAAGAUGUUUGAGAUUCUUUUCCACCGCAGCAGCCUGCGCUAUGCCCUAGACUUUCUCUCCCCGAAGACCUUUCAGCAGAUCCUGGAGUACGCCUACACUGCCUCACUCCAGGCCACGGCUGAGGACCUGGAUGACCUACUGUACGCUGCUGAGAUCUUGGAGAUUGAGUACCUGGAAGAGCAAUGCCUGAAGGUGCUUGAGACCAUUCAAGCAGAGGAAAGUGAAGAGGUGGCGCUAAGAAAUCACAGCUCUGUAGAUCACAGUGAUCACAGUCGGGCCAGGCACUGGAGACACAUGUUGAUGUCCAAGAAGCAUUCCUUGCAAGAUGGAACAAAGUGCAGCACUCCCACAGCCCUCCACCACCUGGCUCUGUACCACAUGACAGAGAGGAGCUCUCCUGGUCCAGAUUGUGAUGCAGCUCCUCAACUGAGCCCCAAGCUGGACGCUGAAGUCGACAUGGAGAGUUCCCAGCAGGUUCACAAUGUAUCCCAGGACUCAUCCCUAGAUCCUGCCAGAAGUAUCAAAUCAGAGCGCAUGCAAGUGGAUGACACUGACAGCUGUGAGGGCAGGGCGUCCGGCGCAGGAGAGGUAACAUGUACGUCUGAGCAGCCAAGAGACGAGGGUUCGGGUACACCCCUCAGAGGCAGCGUGAUCACCAGCGCCCGAGAGCUGAACACAGGUUCUGAAGAUGGAGGACAAGCAGUGACCAACACUCUCGACAGUUUUCCUGGAAUCGCGGACAAAGACCUGACCUCCAUUUACUCUGUGGCCUCCAACCACACAGGAGAAGGGCUUCCGGUGUCCGUUUCGGUGGCCCCAUCUCUGGGCGUGCCACUGGAUCCGAGGGCCUACAGUGGCCUGCUACACCAUGGCCUGCUGCACAGGGAGCUGCUGAGCAGGCUGGGCCAGUUUGCAGCAGGGAUGAGGCAUGAGAGCCAGACUCAAGGCCAGCAGUGUUGUGGUGAAUGUGGCCUCCAGCUGCACAGCAGACAGGCUGUAGAACAGCACAGGAGACUUCAUAAUGAGGAGAAGGGCAACAGCUGUGAAUACUGUGGCAAACACUUCCAGGACAGCAUGCGGCUCAGGAUGCACAUGCUGUCUCACACAGGGAUGUGCCGCAGGCGGGAAGCGUCUGCUGUACAGAGAACACCCGGUCCUUCUGUGGCCUCUCAGGCAGACAGUCUGCUCACUGUUCAAAGACUGAUAACAAGCCAUGCUCCUGCAGAAGCGCUGGUGUGCGAUCAGUGUGGAGCAACAUUCUCCUCAGAGGAUGCUCUGGAGGCCCACAGGCAAACACACACAGGGACUGACAUGGCGGUGUUCUGUCUGCUGUGUGCAAAGCGCUUCCAGACCCAGAAGGCCCUGCAGCAGCACAUGGAGGUCCACGCAGGGAUGCACAGCUACAUCUGUAGCCACUGUGAGCGCCCCUUCCCCAGCCACACCACCCUCAAAAGACACUUGCGCUCCCACACAGGCGAUCACCCGUUUGAGUGUGAAUUCUGCGGGAGCUGCUUCAGAGACGAUGGCACACUGAGGGGCCAUAAACGCAUCCACACAGGGGAGAAGCCCUAUGAGUGCAACGGCUGUGGCAAGAGGUUCAGUCUGAAACACCAGCUGGAGACGCAUUACAGGGUUCACACAGGGGAGAAGCCAUUUGAGUGUAAGCUGUGCCACCAGCGCUCCAGAGACUACUCGGCCAUGAUCAAGCACCUGCGUACACACAACGGAGCUUCUCCGUACCAGUGUACCAUCUGCCAGGACUUCUGUCCGAGCCUGGCUGCCAUGCAGAAGCACAUGAAGGGCCACAAACCCGAGGAAGUGCCGCCCGACUGGAGGAUAGAAAAGACUUACCUGUAUGUCUGUUACGUCUGAGCAGGACUUGGACCCCAGGCACAGUCUGACAAACACACAUACUGUCACUACUGGGUGAAAACUUGUGCUGCUGGUUUUAAUGCUGAACGAUUAAAAAUGUUAUGCUGUUUUUGGAAAAAGUUCCCUUGGAGAAACAAAGGUUUUUCAUCUGACUGCAAGCAGGAAUACAGAAGUGUUUACAGAAUAAAAACUGCAACGAAUGAUUACUUUUAUUAGCAGACAAAUUAUUCCGAAUAUGAAGAAUGCUGUAAAGUAGAGACAACUUGGCAAUGACAUUCUAAAAUAAAUAAUUGAGUCUUACAAACAAACAGUCAAAUCCAAAGAGAUUUACAUUGCCUUUUAUUUUGAGGAGCUGGGAGCUGAUUUCUCCUUGUAACAGAUACAAAAGUUUAAUUAUAAAAGCUGCUGACAGAUUCCUGAUUAUUUAACAAUUUGAGUCCUUGUACACACACAUACACACACAUCCUUUCUCACACGCAGAGUUUAGAUAACAUUAUCUCUAAAGGAUCCAUUGUAGUGAAAAAUCAUUGCCACGGUGACUUUCACUGCUGACCUGCAUGUGCAGCAACAGCAUUUCAGUGACUACUAAACCAUCGGGCGAGUUGUGUCAUCUUCAGUUGUGCUGCAGAUGUUAAAAAUAAAUUCUGAAAAGCUUGAUUGGCUGAACUUUGCAACUUCUGUCUCCUAAUUUCCUCUGACGUAGCUUUGUUUUACUGCCGGUGGAUUUUCAGUUUGGAAAACCGUUUUUUUUCUGCAUGUUUUUACUUGAAUGGCUGACCUCAUGAGCUUGAUCUCUUUAAUUGCCUUGUCUUCUCAUGCAGUCAGUGUUUGAUUGGAGGCAACUCACUCAGAUUUGAGAUGCUUCUGUGAAAGAUUUUGCUAUUUAUAUGUUGUUUAUGUGUUACCAAAUAUAUAUGUGCUGGUUUUCAUCACAUGGUCUGCGUCUGUAGGGAUGUUUCCUCGUAGAGCGAGCUCUACCUCCUCACUUACUAGAGAGGCACCAAGAAACCAACUGGUGACCUUCAUUGGUCAGAUUUGAGUUUGAUUUUGUUUUGUUAUCAGUAAAGGUAUAAUAUCUUCAGAACUAACUGGUCACUGUAACAGCCCCAAUCUUCAUUGUGGAUGAUGUUACUGAUGGAAGAAGCCUCAAAGUAAGCUAUUUUGAACAUUAGUUAAGCGUUUUAAAAUAAAUCAGGGGAGGCACAGAAAUGUAAGAAGCUACAAAAGAAAAGUGUAUUUUCAACAACCUGUCCAGACGUGUUUGUUGUUCAUUCAGGCUGCAAGAGAAAGAGCAAGACUUGAAGCAGAUAACAGGAAGGCUGAACAAAGAACAGCAAAGGUGAAGUGUUGCUUUUUUUUUUUCUUUUGCAUUUUCUGCUUUUAGUAUUUACCAUAACUUUUAAUACUGUUAAUCAGUAAGCUGCAACUCUUUAAACAUACCUUUUGAGCUAUGAACAUUUUUUAACUGUACAACUGGCUCAAAUGUCAACAUUUCCUGUGAAUUUCUGUGAUGGCCCCCAGGCCAACAGGGAUUCCUUAAGCAGUUGCUAAAUCUGCUCAUACCUUGGGCAGGCCUGGUAUUAAAGAAGUAAAGAUCCUGUUUCUCACAAAUUGGGUUGCAAAGCGGCUAUAUAUUUCCUUUUGGAAGUAUUCAAAGUUGUACACGUUCUGUGAUAUUAAUAGAGGUUUAGGGGAAGUAAGUUACACUAGGGUAAUUUAAACAGACCACCAUAUCCAAAGGUCAGUGCAAACAGUUAGUUUUUUCACCCAUGUGGUACUUGUACGUUAACCACUAAUACCAUACAUCACACAUGUUUACCCAAGAAUAUCAUGAAAAUCUUUAUGCAGUACACACUUAAAAGUAUUGUUUCAAUAGUCUUGGAGGCUAGGCUCAAACAUGGCCUCAAUAGUCCAGGAUUGUGUAAAUAAUCUGUGAAUGAGAUAGAAAAUGCACGGUGCAGUUAGGGGUCAUGGCUUUGGUACUGCUGUAGUGAGCAGUGCUAUGUGCACAUAUACAUAUACUUACAUGUACUUGCACAAAAACUAGUUUUUGUCAAGAUAACACUAAAAUAUAUUUUCUGCAAAUAAUUUUAAAAUCCCUGUCAAGGGUUAAACUUCAACAUUUUGAAUUCCAGGAUUAUUCACGUUCAUUCCCAUAAAUUCUGUUAAACUUUUAUGGAAAGUUUCCAACAAAGAAAAUUCCUAGAAUUGUGCAACCCUACUCACACACACAGUGGGACUGCUCCUAAUAUAAAAAAAAAUAUAUAUAUAUAUAUAUAUAUGUAUGAUCUUACAUGGCAGGAAGGCUAAAAGAAUAUUCAGAAUACAGAAUAGUUUGAAGUUCUUAACGAUAAAUUGGAAUCAAUCAAACUCUGUAUCAGGAUGUCAAAGAUUUACAAAAACCAGGGUUCGUAUAUUGGACACAGAUCUGUUCAGUGUGUCUCUAUCCUUUACCUUUCACUGUUGGUUUAGAAUUCACUGCGAAUUAUUUGUUUUUCAACAAGAUUCCUUUGAAAAACAUAAUUUGCAUUGUCAAACUGUGUAAAAAAUGUGACAAGCCUCUGCAAGGCUUUUUAGUGUAGUUUUUUAAAACCAUUGCUUCUAUAUAGAUGUCUCAUAAAAAUCCCAGAAUCAGAAGUUUCUAUUAGAAAAUGAAAAACAUGAAAAGAAGCUGUGUUUUUAUAAAACAUGAACAGAAAAUUCUGACAUUCAACUCCUAUGAGCAGGUUAUUGUUGGUCGUAGUGUAGCUGUAAUGUACUGUCAUGGUAUGUGAUUUCCUUAUGUGAGCCUAACAUGGGCCUUAUAGAUCUGUUGUAUUUUUGUAUUAUGGUAAUUUGUUAUUUGUUUACAUUCUGUAUGAUUUGAGACACAUCUUAAUGUUUGUGUGUUUUGUAUGAGUUGAUUAAGACCCCUCCCUUGUGCCUCUUUUAUAAGUAGAGCCUUGAUGUGCUUGAGUACAUGGGUCUGUGCUGUUGGUAGCUGUUUUCUGGGUGUUUGUUUAUUGUUACUAAACUAAAGAUAGACUGCCAUGUAGAUCCACUUUGUCUGAAUAAUGCAAAUGGAAGCAACAAACUGUGAUAGUGGCUGAUAAUCUGAUGCAAGGUCUGAGCAACUUUUCAUGUAAAGAAAAAAAAAAAAAACUUCUGAAAAAAGUGGCGCGCUUGUCUCAAACUGUUCCCUUCAGGGUGACAAUGGACUGACAUCUCUGGACGAUGAGCAAAGCUUGGCAUCUGUGGGCAUUACCAAUGCCUUGCUAAGUCGCCAACAACACUCAGUGCCAUGAAAACCCACAGUCACUGUAUCUAUUCUACAUGAACAUGCACUAAAAAUGGAUUUCCUCGAUGGACCAAAAGAAAUAGAGCACUUUUGUUUGAAAAGGUUUUUAUUUUCUUUGAUCUUUGUAUGUUGUGAUAAUGCAGCUGUCUUUCAUUUGAUGUGUCCUAGAAGGAUGUGAUUAGCAUUGUUUAGAUUAUGUCACUGUCUGUCUACCUCAGGACCAGAUCAAAGCUCGAGCUGGUAUCCAAUCAGGGUUGUUCUUCUUGCCAUGUGUGCAGUAAAAAAAAGAAAAAAAAAAAAAAGAAAAGAAAUAUCCCUCUUCAUUACAGCUUUGUAACACAGUGUGUGCAAAUGUUUUCUCAGUGUGGAUUCAGGCACAACUCUGUAUGUGUCGGUGUUCAGUGGCAUGGUUUUAAAAAAAGAAUAAAACGAUUUACUAUUUUAUGCA